AGAAGAACCUGAACGGCAAGCCAGGACGCCAGUGUUCCAGGAGCUCUGGAGAUCCCCGGCUGUAGGGGCGAGGACGCUAUUUUGGGGCAGCAGCUGCUGUGGUUCCGGCAUCUCCAGCCAAGGGAUCAAAAUUCCCCAGUAUUGAGGCUGGAACCCAGCAUUCAUGCUACGCAAAUGUUCUACCACGGAGAUACCCAAGCCCUAUCAGCCUCUGGAUCACCACAAUCCCAUUUUGAGAGUUUCCAAUUUCCACUGGAGUUGCAGUCCACUGGAUGGGGAAGCAUCCUUGUGAAUGCCGCCUUGGUUUUCUCCUCCUUGUCCUUUCCCUCUUCCUUUUUUUUCUUCAUUUCUUUAAUGUGUGUGUGUGUGUGUGUGUGUGUGUGUGUGUGUGUGUAUUACUGGUGAUUGAACACAGGCAUGCUCUACCACUGUGCUACAUCCACAAUCAUUUUAUUUUAUUGUCUUGGUACCAGGGAUCAAACUCACAACCUCAUGCUUGCCAGGCAGGUGCUUGUGCCACUGAGCUAAAUCCCCAGCCCUCAUUUUGCUUUGAGACAGGAUCUCACUAAGUUGCCUAGAUGGGCCUCAGAUUUGCAAUCAUCCUGCCUUUACCCCUCAAGUGCUGGAAUUACAGCCCCACAAGAGCAGAUGAAACUGCUGGGCCCUACAGCACACAUUUAAAGCUCUAGUUGAUGGGCUGGAGUUGUAGCUCAGUGAUGAAAUGUUUGCCUAGCACGUGUGAGACCCUAGUUCCAAACUGCCACACCACCAAACCAAUCAAAACACAAAAUUAAAUAGAGGCAAUCUUGUAUGCAUAACGAGACAUUGUCUCAAAAGAUGAAACAAAAACAUAAAAUAGAUGCAAUCAAACUGCCUUUUGUGGAGAUAGGGCAUUGAGAUAGGAUCUCACUAUGUAGUUCAGUCUGGGGUAGAACUCUCUAGGUAGCCCAGGCUAGCCUUGAAGUCACAGAUCCUCCUGCCUCCACCCCUGAGUGCUGGGCUUACUCAAAUUGCCUUUUUAAAGUAACUCAAUCCACUUCUACUGGCCAGGUAGGAACAGUUAUUCUUCACCUUGCUGCCAGCACUGGAUGGACUCAACCUCCCUAAUAGUCAUGAAGUUGUUCCCUAAUAGUCAAAACUACGGGGCACCUAUGUUCGGUGGUCCUCUGUCCUUCCUUCUCUGAGCCCUGGCUCACCUCUUCACAUGGCUUCUGGUUGAACUUUGUGACUCUCCCGCCUGUGUCUGGCUGCAGGGUCAUGGUGCCAGGGACUUGCAGGAGGUGGGCUGGAGGGCGGAGUGGGGCCUGUGUGUUUCUGAGGACUGGAACUAAGCACUAAGCGAGAUUUCAAGGGAGCCGGGACUCUGGAAUCUACCGCAGUGCUCUCGCACACGCGUCCUCCAUGGGGGGCAGGGGAGGAAAGGCAGCGUCCUUGGAAGGAACUGCUGAGGGUGACGCCAGCAGCACCCCCAUCUCCCGGGGCCUGUCUGUUUGUCCCCUCCCUUUGCACAGUGGUGGGGCAGGAGAGAGUGGGAGGGCUUGAGGCUGGGUGGGGCAAAGGUGAGCUGCUCCCUGGUGCGCCAGACCAGGCAGAUAACCACUUUCGGUUGGGGCCAGGUGUUAGUGAGCACGCUGCGGCUGGCUGUGGCUGGAUUCCAGCUGCCAUUCCCAGUCCUGGCACCUGCUCUGUCCCCAGCCCUGGGUACAACCCCUGCCCACCGGGCCCAUGUUGCUGCCCAGGUUCCUCAGCCUCCUCUGGAUGCUCAGCACCUCACUGGGGGUUACAGAAACCUCUGGUACAGAAGCAGUGCAGGGGCCCUCUCAAGCUACUUCUCUUGUUCUAGACAACACGUCCAACCCUCUCCCCACAACCACUUCACAUGGACAAACUUCUGCAACACUGUCCAGUGCUGCGCUCUUUUCUAAACUUUCAGUGACCAGUACGGAUGGCGGGAAGGAUGGAAGCUCUCCAAGCACCAGUCCUGCGGUAUUCAGUCCUGAUGGCUCAUCCACCUCCCUCAGCACCAGGGUUGGCACCAGCGACCAAUCUUACCAGUCCCCCACUCUAGGGAAUACUGCUACUACCUCUGGACUUCUACCUUCUACCUCUACUUCACCAGCCACCAGGGGUAGUGCCACCACUCCUCUGUCUACCUUGGAGAUCACCUCAACUACUGAGGCCAGGUCCACAGCUACACCUGACAGCUCCCCCUCCAGCUCUCUUACGGGUGCUGUCACAUAUGCCACAUCUCACGGUUCCUCUGCCAACACCAAAACAGACACAGCAGCCACUGCCACCACGGGCACACCCCUCAGCCCCUCUCUGUCUACCUUAGAAACAGUCACGACUGCUUCCACAAUGGUAGGGUCAUCAGCUGCCCCGUCCACCUCUCACAGCACUGCCAGGUUCCCAGACUCAAGCAGCCACUCACCCGACAGCACAUCCUCAGCUGCCCCCUCGUCACCCCCCACGAGUCUGAGUGUCACACAGACCCCCACGUCCUCAGCCACAUUGUCGCUGAGUACACACCUCCCUCCCGUCACAAGCACAGGUCUCCCUGCCUCUUCUCUGGGCAGCACUGGGCCCCUGACCACCAUGACACACAGCACCUCCACUCUCACGGCUGUCACUACUUCAGACACCCACACCCACAGCAGCCUCUCCAGCUCCACCCCACAGAGCACAGAUACCACAGACCCUGCUAGCACUGCCCUGACCUCGGCUGCCCACUUUACCUCCACUCUCACAGGAGCUGGACACAGCAGCACCCUUGAUGCCAGCACCCUGGGGCCAUCAGCAUCCUCCUCUGCUGCAUCUGCCACCACUACUGCCCCCACACUGCCAGGCAGUAUGUCCCCCGCUCCUACAGUGCUGGCCACCCACUCCACAGCAGCUGAGUCCACUCCACCACCCACUCUCACCAGCACAUUCUCAGCAAGCUCAGGAACAGAACCAGGUUCCACAGCUGCAGCCACCACUGCAACAGGUCAGACCACCUUCACCACCGCUAGUGCCACCUCCACUGCAGAAUCCACCCUCACUCUCACCACUGACACUGGCACAGCAGCUCUCAAGACAGACACUACUGCUGCUCCUCACAGCUCGGCCACCACCCACACAGCUGCGCCCACUUCCGGGACAUCCUCCCCCUCACCUCCCAGCACCAGCACUGUGGUAACAUCAGCCAGAAGUCCUCUGCCUUCUACCUCUGCUUCACCAGCCACCUCUGGUGGCACUGCCACCACUCCUCUCUCUACCUUGCCGACCUCGUUUCCAACUACUGAGGCCAGGUCCACAGCUACACCUGACAGCUCCCCCUCCAGCUCUCUUACGGGUGCUGUCACAUAUCCCACAUCUCACGGUUCCUCUGCCACCAGCAAAACAGACACAGCAGCCACUGCCACCACGGGAACACCCUUCAGCCCCUCUCUGUCUACCUUAGAAACAGUCACGACUGCUUCCACAAUCGUGGUGUCAUCAGCUGCCCCGUCCACCUCUCACAGCACUGCCAGGUUCCCAGACUCAAGCAGCCACUCACCCGACAGCACAUCCUCAGCUGCCCCCUCGUCACCCCCCACGAGUCUGAGUGUCACACAGACCCCCACGUCCUCAGCCACAUUGUCGCUGAGUACACACCUCCCUCCCGUCACAAGCACAGGUCUCCCUGCCUCUUCUCUGGGCAGCACUGGGCCCCUGACCACCAUGACACACAGCACCUCCACUCUCACGGCUGUCACUACUUCAGACACCCACACCCACAGCAGCCUCUCCGGCUCCACCCCACAGAGCACAGAUACCACAGACCCUGCUGGCACUGCCCUGACCUCGGCUGCCCACUUUACCUCCACUCUCACAGGAGCCGGACACAGCAGCACCCUUGCUGCCAGCACCCCGGGGCCAUCAGCAUCCUCCUCUGCUGCAUCUGCCACCAAUACUGCCCCCACACUGCCGGGCAGUAUGUCCCCCGCUCCUACAGUGCUGGCCACCCACUCCACAGCAGCUGAGUCCGCUCCACCACCCACUCUCACCAGCACAUUCUCAGCAAGCUCAGGAACAGAACCAGGUUCCACAGCUGCAGCCACCACUGCCACAGGUCAGACCACCUUCACCACCGCUAGUGCCACCUCCACUGCAGAAUCCACCCUCACUCUCACCACUGACACUGGCACAGCAGCUCUCAAGACAGACAUUACUGCUGCUCCUCACAGCUCGGCCACCACCCACACAGCUGCGCCCACUUCCGGGACAUCCUCCCCCUCACCUCCCAGCACCAGCACUGUGGUAACAUCAGCCAGAAGUCCUCUGCCUUCUACCUCUGCUUCACCAGCCACCUCUGGUGGCACUGCCACCACUCCUCUGUCUACCUUGGAGAUCACCUCAACUACUGAGGCCAGGUCCACAGCUACACCUGACAGCUCCCCCUCUAGCUCUCCUACGGGUGCUGUCACAUAUUCCACAUCUCACGGUUCCUCUGCCAACACCAAAACAGACACAGCAGCCACUGCCACCAUGGGAACACCCUUCAGCCCCUCUCUGUCUACCUUAGAAGCAGUCACGACUGCUUCCACAAUCGUGGUGUCAUCAGCUGUCCCAUCCACCUCUCACAGCACUGCCAGGUUCCCAGACUCAAGCAGCCACUCCACUGACAGCACAUCCUCAGCUGCCCCCUCGUCACCCCCCACGAGUCUGAGUGUCACACAGACCCCCACGUCCUCAGCCACAUUGUCGCUCAGUACACACCUCCCUCCCGUCACAAGCACAGGUCUCCCUGCCUCUUCUCUGGGCAGCACUGGGCCCCUGACCACCAUGACACACAGCACCUCCACUCUCACGGCUGUCACUACUUCAGACACCCACACCCACAGCAGCCUCUCCGGCUCCACCCCACAGAGCACAGAUACCACAGACCCUGCUAGCACUGCCCUGACCUCGGCUGCCCGCUUCACCUCCACUCUCCCAGGAGCCGGACACAGCAGCACCCUUGCUGCCAGCACCCCGGGGCCAUCAGCAUCCUCCUCUGCUGCAUCUGCCACCACUACUGCCCCCACACUGCCGGGCAGUAUGUCCCCCGCUCCAACAGUGCUGGCCACCCACUCCACAGCAGCUGAGUCCACUCCACCACCCACUCUCACCAGCACAUUCUCAGCAAGCUCAGGAACAGAACCAGGUUCCACAGCUGCAGCCACCACUGCAACAGGUCAGACCACCUUCACCACCGCUAGUGCCACCUCCACUGCAGAAUCCACCCUCACUCUCACCACUGACACUGGCACAGCAGCUCUCAAGACAGACACUACUGCUGCUCCUCACAGCUCGGCCACCACCCACACAGCUGCGCCCCCUUCAGGGACAUCCUCCCCCUCACCUCCCAGCACCAGCACUGUGGUAACAUCAGCCAGAAGUCCUCUGCCUUCUACCUCUGCUUCACCAGCCACCUCUGGUGGCACUGCCACCACUCCUCUCUCUACCUUGCCGACCUCGUUUCCAACUACUGAGGCCAGGUCCACAGCUACACGUGACAGCUCCCCCUCCAGCUCUCUUACGGGUGCUGUCACAUACCCCACAUCUCACGGUUCCUCUGCCACCACCAAAACAGACACAGCAGCCACUGCCACCACGGGAACACCCCUCAGCCCCUCUCUGUCUACCUUAGAAGCAGUCACGACUGCUUCCACAAUGGUGGUGUCAUCAGCUGUCCCAUCCACCUCUCACAGCACUGCCAGGUUCACAGACUCAAGCAGCCACUCCACUGACAGCACAUCCUCAGCUGCCCCCUCGUCACCCCCCACGAGUCUGAGUGUCACACAGACCCCCACGUCCUCAGCCACAUUGUCGCUGAGUACACACCUCCCUCCCGUCACAAGAACAGGUCUCCCUGCCUCUUCUCUGGGCAGCACUGGGCCCCUGACCACCAUGACACACAGCACCUCCACUCUCACGGCUGUCACUACUUCAGACACCCACACCCACAGCAGCCCCUCCAGCUCCACCCCACAGAGCACAGAUACCACAGACCCUGCUGGCACUGCCCUGACCUCGGCUGCCCACUUUACCUCCACUCUCACAGGAGCUGGACACAGCAGCACCCUUGCUGCCAGCACCCUGGGGCCAUCAGCAUCCUCCUCUGCUGCAUCUGCCACCAAUACUGCCCCCACACUGCCGGGCAGUAUGUCCCCCGCUCCUACAGUCCUGGCCACCCACUCCACAGCAGCUGAGUCCACUCCACCACCCAGUCUCACCAGCACAUUCUCAGCAAGCUCAGGAACAGAACCAGGUUCCACAGCUGCAGCCACCACUGCAACAGGUCAGACCACCUUCACCACCGCUAGUGCCACCUCCACUGCAGAAUCCACCCUCACUCUCACCACUGACACUGGCACAGCAGCUCUCAAGACAGACACUACUGCUGCUCCUCACAGCUCGGCCACCACCCACACAGCUGCGUCCCCUUCAGGGACAUCCUCCCCCUCACCUCCCAGCACCAGCACUGUGGUAACAUCAGCCGGGAGCAGUCCUCUGUCUUCUACCUCUGCUUCACCAGCCACCUCUGGUGGCACUGCCACCACUCCUCUGUCUUCCUUGCCGACCUCGUUUCCAACUACUGAGGCCAGGUCCACAGCUACACGUGACAGCUCCCCCUCCAGCUCUCUUACGGGUGCUGUCACAUAUCCCACAUCUCACGGUUCCUCUGCCUCCAGCAAAACAGACACAGCAGCCACUGCCACCACGGGAACACCCUUCAGCCCCUCUCUGUCUACCUUAGAAGCAGUCACGACUGCUUCCACAAUCGUGGUGUCAUCAGCUGCCCCGUCCACCUCUCACAGCACUGCCAGGUUCCCAGACUCAAGCAGCCACUCACCGGACAGCACAUCCUCAGCUGCCCCCUCGUCACCCCCCACGAGUCUGAGUGUCACACAGACCCCCACGUCCUCAGCCACAUUGUCGCUCAGUACACACCUCCCUCCCGUCACAAGCACAGGUCUCCCUGCCUCUUCUCUGGGCAGCACUGGGCCCCUGACCACCAUGACACACAGCACCUCCACUCUCACGGCUGUCACUACUUCAGACACCCACACCCACAGCAGCCUCUCCGGCUCCACCCCACAGAGCACAGAUACCACAGACCCUGCUAGCACUGCCCUGACCUCGGCUGCCCACUUUACCUCCACUCUCACAGGAGCUGGACACAGCAGCACCCUUGAUGCCAGCACCCUGGGGCCAUCAGCAUCCUCCUCUGCUGCAUCUGCCACCAAUACUGCCCCCACACUGCCGAGCAGUAUGUCCCCCGCUCCUACAGUCCUGGCCACCCACUCCACAGCAGCUGAGUCCACUCCACCACCCACUCUCACCAGCACAUUCUCAGCAAGCUCAGGAACAGAACCAGGUUCCACAGCUGCAGCCACCACUGCAACAGGUCAGACCACCUUCACCACCGCUAGUGCCACCUCCACUGCAGAAUCCACCCUCACUCUCACCACUGACACUGGCACAGCAGCUCUCAAGACAGACACUUCUGCUGCUCCUCACAGCUCGGCCACCACCCACACAGCUGCGCCCCCUUCAGGGACAUCCUCCCCCUCACCUCCCAGCACCAGCACUGUGGUAACAUCAGCCAGAAGUCCUCUGCCUUCUACCUCUGCUUCACCAGCCACCUCUGGUGGCACUGCCACCACUCCUCUGUCUACCUUGGAGAUCACCUCAACUACUGAGGCCAGGUCCACAGCUACACCUGACAGCUCCCCCUCUAGCUCUCCUACGGGUGCUGUCACAUAUGCCACAUCUCACGGUUCCUCUGCCAACACCAAAACAGACACAGCAGCCACUGCCACCACGGGAACACCCUUUAGCCCCUCUCUGUCUACCUUAGAAGCAGUCACGACUGCUUCCACAAUGGUGGUGUCAUCAGCUGUCCCAUCCACCUCUCACAGCACUGCCAGGUUCCCAGACUCAAGCAGCCACUCCACUGACAGCACAUCCUCAGCUGCCCCCUCGUCACCCCCCACGAGUCUGAGUGUCACACAGACCCCCACGUCCUCAGCCACAUUGUCGCUCAGUACACACCUCCCUCCCGUCACAAGCACAGGUCUCCCUGCCUCUUCUCUGGGCAGCACUGGGCCCCUGACCACCAUGACACACAGCACCUCCACUCUCACGGCUGUCACUACUUCAGACACCCACACGCACAGCAGCCUCUCCGGCUCCAUCCCACAGAGCACAGAUACCACAGACCCUGCUAGCACUGCCCUGACCUCGGCUGCCCACUUUACCUCCACUCUCACAGGAGCUGGACACAGCAGCACCCUUGCUGCCAGCACCCCGGGGCCAUCAGCAUCCUCCUCUGCUGCAUCUGCCACCACUACUGCCCCCACACUGCCGGGCAGUAUGUCCCCCGCUCCUACAGUCCUGUGCACCCACUCCACAGCAGCUCAGUCCACUCCACCACCCAGUCUCACCAGCACAUUCUCAGCAAGCUCAGGAACAGAACCAGGUUCCACAGCUGCAGCCACCACUGCAACAGGUCAGACCACCUUCACCACCGCUAGUGCCACCUCCACUGCAGAAUCCACCCUCACUCUCACCACUGACACUGGCACAGCAGCUCUCAAGACAGACACUACUGCUGCUCCUCACAGCUCGGCCACCACCCACACAGCUGCGCCCCCUUCAGGGACAUCCUCCCCCUCACCUCCCAGCACCAGCACUGUGGUAACAUCAGCCGGGAGCAGUCCUCUGUCUUCUACCUCUGCUUCACCAGCCACCUCUGGUGGCACUGCCACCACUCCUCUGUCUUCCUUGCCGACCUCGUUUCCAACUACUGAGGCCAGGUCCACAGCUACACGUGACAGCUCCCCCUCCAGCUCUCUUACGGGUGCUGUCACAUAUCCCACAUCUCACGGUUCCUCUGCCUCCAGCAAAACAGACACAGCAGCCACUGCCACCACGGGAACACCCUUCAGCCCCUCUCUGUCUACCUUAGAAGCAGUCACGACUGCUUCCACAAUCGUGGUGUCAUCAGCUGCCCCGACCACCUCUCACAGCACUGCCAGGUUCCCAGACUCAAGCAGCCACUCACCGGACAGCACAUCCUCAGCUGCCCCCUCGUCACCCCCCACGAGUCUGAGUGUCACACAGACCCCCACGUCCUCAGCCACAUUGUCGCUCAGUACACACCUCCCUCCCGUCACAAGCACAGGUCUCCCUGCCUCUUCUCUGGGCAGCACUGGGCCCCUGACCACCAUGACACACAGCACCUCCACUCUCACGGCUGUCACUACUUCAGACACCCACACCCACAGCAGCCUCUCCGGCUCCACCCCACAGAGCACAGAUACCACAGACCCUGCUAGCACUGCCCUGACCUCGGCUGCCCACUUUACCUCCACUCUCACAGGAGCCGGACACAGCAGCACCCUUGCUGCCAGCAUCCCGGGGCCAUCAGCAUCCUCCUCUGCUGCAUCUGCCACCACUACUGCCCCCACACUGCCAGGCAGUAUGUCCCCCGCUCCUACAGUCCUGGCCACCCACUCCACAGCAGCUGAGUCCACUCCACCACCCACUCUCACCAGCACAUUCUCAGCAAGCUCAGGAACAGAACCAGGUUCCACAGCUGCAGCCACCACUGCAACAGGUCAGACCACCUUCACCACCGCUAGUGCCACCUCCACUGCAGAAUCCACCCUCACUCUCACCACUGACACUGGCACAGCAGCUCUCAAGACAGACACUUCUGCUGCUCCUCACAGCUCGGCCACCACCCACACAGCUGCGCCCCCUUCAGGGACAUCCUCCCCCUCACCUCCCAGCACCAGCACUGUGGUAACAUCAGCCAGAAGUCCUCUGCCUUCUACCUCUGCUUCACCAGCUACCUCUGGUGGCACUGCCACCACUCCUCUGUCUACCUUGGAGAUCACCUCAACUACUGAGGCCAGGUCCACAGCUACACCUGACAGCUCCCCAUCUAGCUCUCCUACGGGUGCUGUCACAUAUGCCACAUCUCACGGUUCCUCUGCCAACACCAAAACAGACACAGCAGCCACUGCCACCACGGGAACACCCUUUAGCCCCUCUCUGUCUACCUUAGAAGCAGUCACGACUGCUUCCACAAUGGUGGUGUCAUCAGCUGUCCCAUCCACCUCUCACAGCACUGCCAGGUUCCCAGACUCAAGCAGCCACUCCACUGACAGCACAUCCUCAGCUGCCCCCUCGUCACCCCCCACGAGUCUGAGUGUCACACAGACCCCCACGUCCUCAGCCACAUUGUCGCUGAGUACACACCUCCCUCCCGUCACAAGCACAGGUCUCCCUGCCUCUUCUCUGAGCAGCACUGGGCCCCUGACCACCAUGACACACAGCACCUCCACUCUCACGGCUGUCACUACUUCAGACACCCACACCCACAGCAGCCUCUCCGGCUCCAUCCCACAGAGCACAGAUACCACAGACCCUGCUAGCACUGCCCUGACCUCGGCUGCCCACUUUACCUCCACUCUCACAGGAGCUGGACACAGCAGCACCCUUGCUGCCAGCACCCCGGGGCCAUCAGCAUCCUCCUCUGCUGCAUCUGCCACCACUACUGCCCCCACACUGCCGGGCAGUAUGUCCCCCGCUCCUACAGUCCUGUGCACCCACUCCACAGCAGCUCAGUCCACUCCACCACCCAGUCUCACCAGCACAUUCUCAGCAAGCUCAGGAACAGAACCAGGUUCCACAGCUGCAGCCACCACUGCAACAGGUCAGACCACCUUCACCACCGCUAGUGCCACCUCCACUGCAGAAUCCACCCUCACUCUCACCACUGACACUGGCACAGCAGCUCUCAAGACAGACACUACUGCUGCUCCUCACAGCUCGGCCACCACCCACACAGCUGCGCCCACUUCCGGGACAUCCUCCCCCUCACCUCCCAGCACCAGCACUGUGGUAACAUCAGCCAGAAGUCCUCUGCCUUCUACCUCUGCUUCACCAGCCACCUCUGGUGGCACUGCCACCACUCCUCUCUCUACCUUGCCGACCUCGUUUCCAACUACUGAGGCCAGGUCCACAGCUACACGUGACAGCUCCCCCUCCAGCUCUCUUACGGGUGCUGUCACAUACCCCACAUCUCACGGUUCCUCUGCCACCAGCAAAACAGACACAGCAGCCACUGCCACCACGGGAACACCCCUCAGCCCCUCUCUGUCUACCUUAGAAGCAGUCACGACUGCUUCCACAAUGGUUGUGUCAUCAGCUGCCCCAUCCACCUCUCACAGCACUGCCAGGUUCCCAGACUCAAGCAGCCACUCCACUGACAGCACAUCCUCAGCUGCCCCCUCGUCACCUCCCACGAGUCUGAGUGUCACACAGACCCCCACGUCCUCAGCCACAUUGUCGCUCAGUACACACCUCCCUCCCGUCACAAGCACAGGUCUCCCUGCCUCUUCUCUGGGCAGCACUGGGCCCCUGACCACCAUGACACACAGCACCUCCACUCUCACGGCUGUCACUACUUCAGACACCCACACCCACAGCAGCCCCUCCAGCUCCACCCCACAGAGCACAGAUACCACAGACCCUGCUGGCACUGCCCUGACCUCGGCUGCCCCCUUCACCUCCACUCUCACAGGAGCCGGACACAGCAGCACCCUUGCUGCCAGCACCCUGGGGCCAUCAGCAUCCUCCUCUGCUGCAUCUGCCACCAAUACUGCCCCCACACUGCCAGGCAGUAUGUCCCCCGCUCCUACAGUCCUGGCCACCCACUCCACAGCAGCUCAGUCCACUCCACCACCCACUCUCACCAGCACAUUCUCAGCAAGCUCAGGAACAGAACCAGGUUCCACAGCUGCAGCCACCACUGCAACAGGUCAGACCACCUUCACCACCGCUAGUGCCACCUCCACUGCAGAAUCCACCCUCACUCUCACCACUGACACUGGCACAGCAGCUCUCAAGACAGACACUUCUGCUGCUCCUCACAGCUCGGCCACCACCCACACAGCUGCGCCCCCUUCAGGGACAUCCUCCCCCUCACCUCCCAGCACCAGCCCUGUGGUAACAUCAGCUGGGAGCAGUGCUCUGCCUUCUACCUCCACAUCUGACAGUUCCUCUGCCACCAGCAGAGCAGGCACAGCAGCCACUGCCACCAUGAGCACACAUAUCAGCCCCACACUUCCCAUGUCAGAAACAGCCAGGAUGGACACCACAGGGGUACCUUCUCUGUCUUCUACUGUGAUCCCAUCAGCAUCCAUUAGCAUAUUGACAUCAGCAUCAGAUGCCCCUAUUACAAAUACCACGGUGUCCGUCCCUAAGACCUCUGUCUCCAUUCCCAUUCUUGUGACCUCACCUACUUCCUCCAGCGGCCCCAGCACGGAAUCUUUGUCUCAGGGAAACACAGCUACAAAUGCAAUGAGCACCUCUUUUGGUUCCCUGAUCCCUGCAACAUCCUCAGGAAUAAUGUCCUCAGCUCCUUCCUCUGCCAGCAGCAAUUCCCUGGUGACUACUGUUACCAGCUCUGUCCCUACCCCUCAUAUCUCCAGCACAGAAAGCUCUUCUUCUGUCCCGACUUUUCCUCCUUUGUCUUCAUCUGCAACUACCAGAGUGUUCCCCACUACCUCGCCACCUGCCACAGCUCCCGCUGAAACCAGUCCCUUUUCUUACAUUUCCCUUCCUUCCACUACAAUACUCCCUCCCUCCCCCACAAUGAAGGGUACAGUGACUCCCACGUCCCCAUUCUCAGUCUUCCCCACCACUCCCGAAACGGUUACCAGUCUUAGUGCCACCAGUGAAAGAGCCAUCCUUUCUACAUAUACGGACACCACGGCUUCCAGGACUCCAGAAGCUGAGCUUGCCGCCACCACUGCUGGCGCUCUCAGCUCUGCCAGCGCUGCCACAUCACCCAUCAACACAGUGUCGGCUGACAGCCAAACACCCACCGAGACACGGCUGAACACCAGUUUUGUCACCACCCCACAUAUGGCUGCCGGCUCCACUGUGGAACCAAGCAGCAACCUUCCAACUGUCAUGACAACAAGCAAGCUGAUACCUCCCACUCCUUCUACCCCUGAGACUCCAGAGAGACCAGUGGCCACCACAAAGACUUCGCUCACCACAACAAGCAACCUGAUACCUUCCACUCCUCCUACCACUCAGACUCCAGAGAGACCAGUGGCCACCACAAAGACUUCGCCCACCACGACAAGCAAGCUGAUACCUCCCCCUCCUCCUACCACUCAGACUCCAGAGAGACCAGUGGCCACCACAAAGACUUUGUCCACCACGACAAGCAAGCUGAUACCUCCCCCUCCUCCUACCACUCAGACUCCAGAGAGACCAGUGGCCACCACAAAGACUUCGCCCACCACCACGUCACCAAGAACCACUUCGAGUAGUACUCAGCUGACUACUACCCUAGGCACCUGUGAAAACGGUGGCACCUGGGAACAAGGGCACUGCAAAUGCCCCCCGGGUUUCACUGGGAAACGCUGUGAGCAGAUUAAUAAAUGCCUGAAUGGGGGGACAAUGGAUGGCCUCAAGUGCAUCUGCCCUAGCACCUUCUAUGGCUCCUUCUGUGAGAAUCCCGUGGAACAAGUAGAACUGGAUACUGUGGAGGCCGAAGUGGGCAUGGAGGUGUCUGUCGACCAGGAGUUCUCUGAAGAGCUCAAAGACAACACUUCCGAGGCCUACAGAGAGUUCAGCAACCUCUUCCGGGUUCAGGUGAAGAAGAUUUACGAAAACGUGCCGGGGUUCCAAGAUGUGGAGAUCCUGUCCCUGAGGAAUGGCAGCAUCGUGGUGGACUAUAUAGUCCUGCUGAAGCUGCCCUUCAGCAACCAGCUGGAGGAAAAAUACAACGAUGUGAAGGCCACCCUCGUGGAGGAGCUCCUGAAUGCCAGCAAGAGUGAAGACAGCUGUCUGGAUAACCAGACUCUGUGUUUCAAGCCUGAUUCCGUCAAGCUGAACAACAGCAUCGAGACAGCCCUGGACCCGAAAGCUAUCUGCCAAAGAACAGUCGCCGAGGGCUACGAGGAGUUCUACUUCCCCUAUGUGGAAGGGAACCUGCUUCGCUGUGUCACCAAUUGCACUCCGAAUGUGGAGGGUGCCAUCGACUGUAACCAGGGCCAGUGUUUUCUGGAGAAGAGUGGGCCCGUUUGCCGCUGCUUCUCCACCGACACGUACUGGUUCUCGGGUCCGCGCUGUGAGGUGGCCGUCCAGUGGAGGGCGCUGGUCGGGGGACUAGCGGGCGCCGGCGCGCUGCUCCUGCUCUUGCUGUUGGGGGCGCUGAGUUUCUGGGUGAUGCGGUCCUGGAAGAAGGACAGCGGAUCCAAAGCAGAGGACAGGCAAUGGUUCGAGGUCUGGGAUGAUGACACCGUGGGGACUUUCUGCAACACGGGCUUCGUGGAUGACAAGACAGUCAAGGAUGCAAACUUCCAAGUGGCUUUGCAUACGGUUGACCCCGGUGUACAGGUGCACAUCCAGAGACCUGAGGUGGCCAUGUCCUCACUGUGAGCCCUACACCUCCACCCUGCCUGCGACAGCAAGAGGGAGCCAUCUACACCAGGUCCUUGCAAGAGAUACCUCCGUGACCUCUGCAGCCUCUCCAGUGUCCUUGGGCAAAACCAGACUGUCCCCUUGACCCCCUCCUUCUCCUGACUUGGCUGAAACCCACUCGGGGACCUGGGUCACAUCUAGACUCUUGCACGGUGGGACCUUGAGUGAGUCAGUGUUCUCCCAUUUCUGUCUCCUCACGUUGAAAAUGGGUAUGACUUGCUCAUCCUGAUACCUGGAGGUUACUGUGAAAACCGCUGGGUCUGGCCAGUUCUCUGUCCCUGUCCACCCUUCUGUCUCAGCUCACGUGUUUACAUUGCCUGAUUCAGGCUGUCACAUCCUCACCUCUGGGGCCCAGUCUUAGGCCUCCAUUCCUGUUUGUACCCUGUUACCAUCCAAUGUCACUUGUCUCCCAUCCUGAGCCUGUGGCCAGUUUGGAGCCCCCACCCAUAUAACUCCUCGCUGGGGGCCUUACUCUCCUUUAAGUUUUUCCUCUUCUGAGCUGACUUCCCAGUCAGUCCCCUUCCCAACCCUACAGCUCCCCCAAUUUCUGUAUUCCCCUUCUCCCCUACCCUCAUAUCCUCCGCCCUGAAUCGUGUCUCUUCCCCACACCCCUCCCCUAGACAGGUGCAGGUACCCCGGUGUCUUAGGCUCCCUCAGCCUGCACUCCCAGCUCUGAGUCCCACUUGGAGGCUCUUCCUGUCCUGCCACCCUCAAAGGUCCUGGAACCACUUUGCGGGGAGGUAGGGGUGGGGUGGGGGAUAAAUUUCCCCAGAUCCCCAAGGGUGAAGAGAAGUGAGUCUCCUCCUCUUUGCCCUCAUGCCCCACCCCUCCUCCUCAUCUUCACCACCUCCUUCCUACCCUUCCCACUCCCCCUACACUGUGUCACCCUCCUCGCUGUUGUGACCUCAGCCUGAAGUCUCAGCCUCCUUUGCCAGGAAAUCAGUGUAGGGAACAGGGAGUCGGCCAGCAAGUGCAGCUCCUCCCAGAUACUCGCCUGAGACAGGCUACUCUGCGUCUCCUUUUCUCCUGGUGUCUUCCGUCUGGCUGGAGAAACAGGGACUUCAGACUGCGAGGCUGGCCGGCCCUGGAUGCAUCACCUUCUCCUGGGGAGGGACUGUGGGCAGCUGUUAGGGUCAUAGUUGUACAAAGGCUGAUCAAAAACUAUGCGGUGUAUUUAAAUAAAACAAUUAUUACAAUAGAA
Molecule: messenger RNA, 15721 nt
Organism: Cavia porcellus (domestic guinea pig)
Lineage: Eukaryota; Metazoa; Chordata; Mammalia; Rodentia; Caviidae
Product: mucin-3A
Exons: 13
Coding region: 1726-14478 (4250 amino acids)
Biological process (GO): nervous system development; cell projection morphogenesis
Cellular component (GO): synapse
Source: RefSeq, a predicted model, not a curated record